AUAGUAGAGGACUAAUGAUGUCCCUUAUGUUUAUUUAUGUAUACAAAAUGGCGUAUUUCGCUGAAAUUCAGUUCGAACUAUGGGAUGAACAAGAUGUCGCGAAUUGGUUGAAAGGUUCCCUGUUUUCUUUAUAUUUUAAAAAUUAAUAUCUUGUUGAUUAACAUUAGGUUAAUUAUUAAGAAUGACAAUUGAGUUUUUAGUAUCUGAAAAAGAAUAGUGUGGCAGCCUCAGUAACUAGAACUAGGCCUAGGCCUAGGCUAGGUACUCCAACUCAAAUUUUCUGACACAGACAUAGAGCAUAUCAUAGGAAAGAGCUGGCUUUAAGCUUUCCAAUGACACCAAGAUAAUCUUUCUAUCACUUAUAGGAGAAAAGUUAUGAAUUUUUUAGUGAUUUAUUUUUCCCCACUAUUCGGCUUUGUAUUAAAUUUUUAAAACUGAUGGCAUUAUUACUCUUUUUGUACUAUUUUGCUUGUAUCUUUUUGGCUAUUAAAGUUAGAGCUCUCAGAUUUGGAGGAGACAUUUACAAUACUAUGUUUAACAGUGACAGAAUAAAUUGUGAAUUAACUUAUUAUAUUUAAUUAAAUAUGACUUUAUAAGCAUUUGGUGUGGAUAACGGCAAUUGUCGAAAAAUUUAUUUGUUCAAAAAAUGACAUAAUUACUAAACCAUUAAAGCUAUUGCUAUAAAAUUUUCAAUACAAACAGAUAAUGUCCAUCUAAAAGUAAGGUACAUUUAAAAUAAAUGUAAUGCAGAUCAGAAAAAUGUAUGCAUUAGAAAAAAAUAUUUCAUGAAAAGUGACAGCGGCCGAGACCUUUUUACAUUAAGAUAGAUAACUUUUAAACUAAUAAUGCUAAUGAGCCUAAUGCAAUGAAAUUUUUAGAAAUAUAGAUAAUGACAAUCGAGGUUAGGUCUUCCAAAAGGUUAAUAAAGAGCAGUGGACUGAGUGGAAGAUAAAUAGGGAUGGAUAACAUUAACAAAUAGAGUGGACUGAAAAAAAAAAGACUGUUUUCAAUUAAAUUACACAAAUUAAAGAAAUGUCCCUAGUAUUAAAAUUUAUUUAUUUCAUUAAUUUAAUUCUAGUAUUAAUAGAGGUCUAUUAACACAUCCUUAUAACUAGUUGUCUAAGUUUAUCUAAAAGAGUAAUAGAGAAUAAAUACUGGGAAAAAUAAGGAAUUCUUAUAACUAUUAUUGGCAAAUUGAUCAAUUUCUUAUUUACAAAGAAUAAUUGUACAAACAAUUAAUUUAAAAAAAAAUAAUUCUUUUUUGUAUACAUUUAUAUUGUUUAAUUAUAUUAGAAUAAAAAAUAUUUGUUUAAUCAGAUGUUUCAACGAUUGAGAAAUGUUUUAUUUAAACCUUUAUUUCCAAAUAAUUUCACCUCCCUCCGGUCAAUAAAAUAAUGUAAAAAAAGAUGGCCGCCGUUUUUACAUAACAUGUGGAUUUUUUUUGUUCGCUCGGUAUCAUAAAUUCUAGCAACAGCCAGUAAUGUUAACAAUAAAUGCUUUCAAUGUUACUGCGAUCAAUCUAGCUCGUGUUAAAGUUUUAAUUCUCGCAUCCUUCAUGCAAAAAAAUGAACACGAGUUUAAAAUUAGCGACAGUUCGCGCUCCAAUUGUUCGUCUGAGACAGGUCAGAAUGACGCAGUAUUUAUACCAUUGUGACCGGAAUUCUUCAGCGAAUAGAGUUUAAGACUGAAACUUAUUUAUUUUUAGAAAAUGACGCAUAGGAACGACAAAGCCCGACAUAUACCGAAACCCGCCCUUUACUGCUGGUCACAUAAAUGUACCACGCAAAGCCGGCGUUUUUUUUUGCCCGCGACGUCCGGUAUUGACGUACCUACCUAGGCUAUACUUACUUAUAAUUAUAACUAGAAGUAGUAACUCUAAGUAACGUAGUAGUAAUAGAAAAUGAUGAUUGCAUGAUAAGGACAAAAGGACAAGUGGCUAAAUCUGAGGACGAAUGCCACAGCGUCUUUUGGGUGUUUAUUAUAGUUGCAGUGAAUUAGGAUUUAUGCUUAGGUUUAGGGAGUUUAGCCUUUAAGUUGAGGGAUCGAUUUUGGGUUCAGGUUAGGCAUAGGGAUCGAUUGAGGGUUCAGGUUAGGCAUAGGGAUCGAUUUAGUGAUAAAUUCGUGAAAUUCGAUAAAAUAGGGGCAUUCGUCCUCGUAAUUUACCAGGACAAGUUCUACUAAUAAGUCUGAUCAGUAGUAUAUAUUAAAUAAUAAGUAAUAAUUAUAAAAAGCAUAAAAGGGGGAGACUGCAAUCAGGUUAGGUAGAAGGAAAUAUGUGAAACAAGGUAGGUAAUGAUGGGAAAGCCAAAUAAAAGGACAUAAUAAAACAAGAAUUGAAUGUGUUGGCCUAUUGCCGCAAGAAGCCUUCGGUGAAAAGACAAGAAAAAAUAUAAAAAAUACAUAUUUGGCCUUGGCUUAAAUGUAGUAUCUGAGACUGAGAGAACAGCAAGAGGAAUGUAAUAGACCAUGCCAUUUGUAGGUAAGAGAGUUGAUAUAGGCAACAGGGGAAGGAAGAGAGGAAAAGUAAAUCCAUGUCGAUUGUUUUUGAAAAGAUGAAGCUGAUAAAAGAUUGGCACUCCUCAGAUCGGCAGUCUCAAGUGUCAAAUAAAAUAUUUUCAUUACAAAGUGCACGGCUACCAGUCUAAAAGCCGAUGAUAAUUGUUUCAUAAUGGCCUAUUUUAAUUUAAGCAUUUUAUUGAAGAUCACAAUCUUUAUCAUUUCCCCUAAAAAGAAAAACAAAAGAAGAUGUAAAAGAAAGAAAAAUACAAGAACAAAACAAAAAUUAUCUCUUUUGAAUUGCUGUUUUGUAAUAGACGUGUUUUGCAAGCCACACUAACCAACAAAGUCAAAUCAAAGCACUGCCUUCGUAGUUGUGUCAUGCAUAAGUUUACAGAAUGUUUCCUAAAAUUAGAACCAGCGCUUGGGGUCUGCCGGCCAUUGUAUUGUGAUUAUUAUUAAAAGCAAAAAUUAGUCUGCAAACAAAAUUAAAAGUUAAGUACAUUACCAAUCAUCGGUGGCUAUUAGGCUGGUAACUGAGUACUUUCUAACAUUCGACAUUUGGAACUGCCGUUCUGAGGAGUUCCAAAAGAUGUAACAAGUGAAGGAGAACAUGACAUUCAUGCCAUUUGUUCUCUAAAUUCACCCUGGCCUGGAAGGCAUGCUGUACAGGAAACAAUGGCAGGGAUGACCAAAUAUUGACUUUUUAGUAACUUCUAAGCAGUCAAAUACAAACCAUAUAUUUACUCAUUACUGUAUUAGUAUUGGUCAAACGCCAAACUCACAACAAGAACUAAGCUGCAGGUGUACCAGGCCUGCGUACUGAGCACACUCCUGUAUGGAUGCGAGUCGUGGACCACAUACUCUAACCACAAAAGAAGGCUCAAUGGCUUCCACCUCAGAUGCCUGCGCCACAUCCUUGACAUUAAAUGGCAAGACAAAGUCCCCAACACGGAUGUCCUGUCCCGAACAAACAUGUGUAGCGUCCCAGCCAUGUUAAUCCAAAGACGCCUCCGCUGGCUUGGAUACGUCAAGCGAAUGCAACCUGGUCGCAUACCAAAGGACGUGCUAUACAGCGAGCUGGCGACAGGGAAAAGGUCAGUUGGACGGCCUCAUCUGAGAUACUUAGACAUAUGCAAAAGAGACAUGAAGUCGGCCAAUAUCGACAUCUCAAACUGGGAGGAGCUUGCAGAGGAUCGAUCCUCAUGGCGGGACAUCGUGAAGGCAGGAUCACUACAUGCCGAGGAGCUAAACAGGGGGGAAACAGCUGCAAAAAGAGCGAGGAGGAAGGCCGGUAAAUACUGCUCCACCACAUUUGUGUGUGGGAAAUGUAACAGAGACUGCCAUUCGAGGAUUGGUCUCACCAGCCACACCAAGAGCUGCAAGCAAUAAAGAUAAUCUAUCGUCUCCCGCAGACGGAAAGAUGCCAUACUGUAUUAGAGUGCCAAUCACAAAAAUAACCUUACUGACCUUUUAGAGAGCAUGGGUACAUAAAUGAUAAGCAAACCAAUUUAUGGACAACUAGCUUUAGGCCGCCAAACAUUUGCAACAAAAUUGUGAACUUCCCCAUUUACCUUAGUUACUUGACUAAACAUCCAUUCAAGUAACACACUUUAUGAGAAUUAGUGCCAAGCCUCACAGGUGCGCCACCACACUUUUUUUCACGACUCUGAACUAUAUUAAUAUUCUAUUGUCCCACACACUUGUUCACUGCUCACUUUAAAAAAAAAAGUUUAAUUAGGCCCAAGGCUGAAGCCCUAAGUUAAGCUUUAUUAACCUUAGGUCUUAGACUAAAACAAAAUGAGGAGUUGAACAAAUACAUUUCAGUACAUAUAAACGUAACCACUGAACUUCUAGUUGCUUUAAUUAUUAGAGUAUUCACUUUAAGGACAGUGAUAUUUUUUAAUGAGUUUGUUUUGGGAUUCUUUGUUGUUGUUGUUGUAGCUAGUUUGAAGCUAGUUUUGUUAGUAGACUUCAUCUUUUUACAGGUAGUGAAGACAUGGUUGACAUAGAUAUGAUAGUUCUUCUAGUUCUAAUAAAAAUGCAGUUUUUGUGUUUUAGUUAAAAAUGUACUACUUUCUUUAGCCAGUCUUAAUAAGUGUUUAAAUAGAUGUAAUUGGAAGGAUGUUUACAAAAUUAUAGAUGAGCACUUAGGGCAGGGGUCUCAAACUCACGGCCAGCGGGUCAUUUGUGACCCGCAAGACAUUAUUUUGUGGCCUGCUACAUGACAGCAAAGUUUAGUGUUAAUGGGGUCCGCGUGUUUUCCCCAUUCUCAUAUCUAUAAUGUAACCCUCUGUGAAAGUUUCUGUAGAAUCUCACCGACUAGUCAAAUUCUGAUUUUUAUUAUGUUUAUAUAGAUUUGGAUGUUGAUUAUACUGGUAAAAACCAUUGUAAAAAAUCUGACUAAAAGUUUUUAUUUUAUAGCAUUUUAUGAGACAAACAUGGGCUAAGUGCGGUUUUGAGAAAAGUUUAAAAAGUCAGUUAGUGGGUAAUGCACAACCAAAAUUGUGUAAAUUGUAGCAACCUGACACAGUAUAAAAGAAUCCCUAUUAAAAUUGCCGCUAGUGUUUACGAGUGAGGGAAAUUCAAAGCCUGUCAGCUUGGUCACUUUCAAAAUAGGGUUAGUCAAAAAGGCCUUUUCUUCAUUAAAAAAAAAAAAAAAAUUCAUUCUCCCUACAAUAGCAUCUUCCAUCACAUCAAUAAUUCAUAAAUAUUGCCUGCCCCUGCCUACUGUUUGAACACGUUUUAGUCUUCAAAGCCUUCAUGGCGAAGGAUUGGGUGGUUGUUCCUGUACUAAGUAAUCCCAAAUGGCUCACGGACUUAGCUUUUUUUGUUGACAUUACACAGGAGCUGAAUGUAGUCAACAAGAAGUUACAAGACCAGGGGUAGCUUGUCUGUGUUGCCAAUGACAAUGUCAGGGCAUACUGCACAAAACUUGUUUUAUGAUUCUUAGAGAAACCUCUGCCAUUUCCCAACAUACAAAGUACUCUUGGACUCAAACACACCCUUCAAUGGUAAAUAUACUGAUGCCAUUGCAAGGCUACAGGAAGAAUUUGAUCACAUUUUUUUAGACUUAAAAUUGACAGAGCAACUUUUCAACUUUUUGCUGACCAUUUCUCCUUCAAAUUGGAAGAUGCAACCCCCCCCCCCCCCCACUUGCACUUCAAAUGGAGCUAAUUGAUCUUCAGUGCAACUCAAGUUCAGGGAGAUGAAUGGAAAAAAAGACAAGCAUGUAUAAUUUAUGAGAUAUCCAGGUUGUUUAAGCUGAUCAUGUGUCUUUUUUGGGAGUACCUAUCUGUGUGAAAAGCUCUUUUCCACUAUGAACUUUAACAAGUCAAAGUUGAGGGCCAAACUUUCUAGUGAGCAUCUUCAAGCUAUACUGAAGGUCUCAGUUGCUUCCUCACUCAAGCCAAAUGUUGCUCAGCUGUGUAAGAAGAAGUGCUGCCAGAUCUCUGGCAACAAGGCAUAUUAGAAAGAAAGUGAAAACUAGUUCUUGAGAACCCCUAACGUCUUUAUUUGUUAUUAAUAAAGGCUCAGCAGAUUGUAACAGUUGUACUUUAUUGACUUUGUAAUCGCUUUUAUUGUGGAAUACUUGAUGCGGCCCAAUCUCACUCAGACUCUACCUCCUGCGGCCCCUGGAUGAUUUGAGUUUGAGACCCCUGACUUACGGUUUUAAGGAUGACUUUGCGAAAAAAAUUUGUGCAUAUAACUUUUGCUCAGUUAAUAAUUAUACCAAAAUUGAUUUCUUUAAUUAUAAAGGAUUAAAUUAAAAAUACUCUCUUAUAUUUUUCCUUUUGAAUAAAUAUUGAAUGCGUCUAAUAAUGUUAUUUCCUUUAUUAAGGUUUGGAUGAUGCAGUCCACGAAUACAUUCCAAAUUUUGUUCAGGAACAAGUAGAUGGUAAAAAAUUGAUGAUGCUAACACAUUCUGACUUGGACAAGCUUUGGGUCUCUAAACUUGGCCAUCAGGAAUUGGUGCUUGAAGCAGUUGACCUUCUUAAAUCAUUGGUGAGUUUACGAAAAGGAAAUAAAAUUAGCCUAUUUCAAAUUAAAGCAAGUCUGUGUGUGCUCUUGAUUGUUGGUUAUAGAAAAAGGGAUCUAAUAAAAAUUGUUCUUGAUAAGCACAAUCUCUUAAAACAUUUCAGCGCUACACCAUUGAAACAGAAAACCUUCAACAUUUGGCGCUUCAGCUGGGGUGCAAAGCACGAAGCCUUCAUAAUGAUAUACUUGCUCACAAUAAUGAGAAUGAUCCUAAUCGUGCCAAUGUCCAGCAUCUAAAACAGAGACGUCAGCUGUCUAUCUCAACCCUCUCUUCUGUGUGUGAUAUCAUGUCCACUCUGAAAAAUUUGACAUCAUGGCUUGACAGGUACGUAGUAGACUAACAGAUCUUGUCUGUGUUUGGUUUUUAAGUUUAAGCUGUUAUAUAAAUAGAAAGAAUUCAAAAUUUUGUUCUCUACAUUUAAUUAAUUGAAAGGGUUAAAUUGUUUCUGAAAUUUAGGAUUUUAUUUUAAGUCGUUGAGGUUUAUAGAUUCUUUAUGUUUCCCACAUCAAUAUAUAAAAAAGGUUUUUUAUAGAAAUUUUGGAUCAAUAUACUGAUUUUCAAAGACUUUGUUUUUCCUCAGAGCUCCAUUUGAGACCAUUCAUGGCAUUAGUUUGCUGAGAAACUCACUAGUGAAAUUAGGACUGGAAUUGGUGACUGUGUCGCAGAAGGAAAGUGGAAUUACUGAAGUUGAAAAUGCCAUAGUUAAAACUGUAAGUCAGCAUUUUGUUUUUGGAAUUUUUCAUUAAAUUUGAAACAAAAAGUAUUAUACUUAACAUAAGGCUCCAAUGGUGUUUAAAUAUCUCAUCAUUAUUAGAAUGAGAACAAUUUGCUAGUCAUCCUAAUUUUUUUUGUUAAUUAAAAACUCUCUUACUUUGCAUGCAUAUCUUUUCAUGUGAUCAUUUCUAAAAAGCUCAAGGGAACCAUUCCUUUAUAUCAGGGAUGGGAAAACCACGGCCAGCGUUUGAUUAAGGGCAUUUAGAAAUAAAAAAUUGCUGCUUUGUUUUUAAGUUAUUAUACAGAAUUGCAUGUACCGUUGUGAUUGUUUUAACAUUUAUAAUAAAAUUUCUUUCUAAUUUUCUUUAAUUGUGUAAGCAGUCCUUCACAUUAGAAAUCAACAAUUUGUAUUGACAAUGUAGUCGGUUUGUGCCUAAAUUAAAGCCAUUGAUAGAUAAUAUAUUUUUUAUUACAAUAAAUUUUUUUAAAAAUCUUGUACACAAAUUAGUAAAAGUUUGUGUCUCCAUUGUGAAAUAUAAUGUAUAAGUUUAUAAGAAAAAUAAAAUCACAAUAAUUGGCUAUUUAUACUUUUUAAAAUAACAUAUAAAUAAAUGACAAUUCCUUAUUGUUAUAUAUAGGUUGCUGUGAUCAAAGUGGACAUACUAUAUACGCGGCCCCCCAAUAGCUGUACAUUUGUCAAUGUGGCCCUACGCACAAAAAGUUUGCCCCACCCCUGCUUUAUACUGGUUUUCAUUUAGCCAAUGAAUUUUGUCUAGGCCGUGGUCUCUGUGUGAAAUAUCUCCAAAGACACCAAAACAUGUUUAUUCUAAAAACUUCAAAUAUUCUAUUAUUUGUCCAGUGCCAGGGAAUGACUGAGUUCUGUGAUGAGUUAGUUGUCAACAUGAAGGAAUCACUUGUUGUUCAGCCAGCAUUUCUUGAAAUGGCAAUAAUACGUAAAAAACCAGGGGAUGAACUUGUGAGUAAUCGAUUAAUACCUGUUCUCAUUUGAUCACCUACAAGCUAAGCUGCUGUAUUAUUAUUCACUUAGGGGUCAUUAAUCUCAUUACACUGCAGUGGUUUAGAGAAUAUUUUCUAUAUAAAAGACUUUGUCAAUGAGCACACAUAAAGCUCAUCUUAAAAUAUUAUUUUCUGCAUUAAUAUGUAUUAAAUAACAUCCCUAGGGCAUGAAUAUCCAGUCAUCUUAUUAUGGAUGCCAUGUCAUUGGAUGCAUCAAAGACACUGUAAGUUCUUCACCAAAAAAGCUUUCUUUUUUUUUUGUUGUCUCUUCCCUCCUUUAUGGUUACCAUUGCUCUAGCUACAUUUAAUUUUUGGCGCUAUAAACCUAACAAAAUUUAUAGUUUUUUUUCUAAAUGUUAGCCAUGAGUAUGUAAUACAAAUUAGGAAUGUUUUACAGUAAGUCUUGAAAUUUAAAAAAAAAAAACAACAAGAUGGGCAUGUUUGUAAAAUCUCCCGUUUGCCUUAGAAUGACACUUUCAUUCAUUUAGCCUUUACUGGAAAGUUAGCUUGAUCUUUUUACAUAUUUCAUGGAGAUUGCAUGGCAUUAAUGUGGUUAUGCUUCAUUUGUUCUCCCAGUCUCCAGCUCACCUGUGUAGCAAAAUUGAAAAGGGAGAUGAGGUCCUGCAGGUCAACAAUCAGACAGUGGUGAGUAGAGACAGUUAUUGAAUUGUUGAACAAUCAGACAGUGGUGAGUAGAGACAGUUAUUGAAUUGUUGAACAAUCAGACAGUGGUGAGUAGAGACAGUUAUUGAAUUGUUGAACAAUCAGACAGUGGUGAGUAGAGACAGUUAUUGAAUUGUUGAACAAUCAGACAGUGGUUUAAUAGAGACAAUUAUUGAUUUGAUUUUUCAAAACAUGAUCCAAUUAAAUUUAAACCGAUUUAGGUUGAGCUAUUAUGACAUCACCUUGAAUGCACAGGACUAAAUGUCUUGACACAUAAUCUCUGUAAUCAUGUUGGUUCAUGUGAAAUCUAAGAAUCAUCAUUCUGUAGUGCUUCAUGGGCUUUAAACAGAAAUAAUUUUUAUUUCAUGCCACUUUAACCAAAGCCAUGAUGAAGAUGACUCGUGGGUUCCCUGAUGGAAACAAGUUAUGGUGCUCAAUGCCAGCUGAUAGAAUAGCUUCUCUAAUAAAAAUAAUGAAAAUGAACCUUUUUAAUCCUCUACAUUAACUUCACUUUUGUUCCUGGUUGGCUGGAAAAAUUCUUCGGACUGCUAAUUGACUCACUUCCCAUCAACCGAUCGAGCUGAAACUUGAUACAUGGACUAUUUGCCAAUGACAACACAUUCUUUCAAAUUUUUAGCCCCAACCCCCAAAUAUCAGUUUUUAGCCCCAACCCCCAAAUAUCAGUUUUUCAAAGGGGAGCUAAAAUAAAACUCCCAAUAACUGCGCUAAAUGAGAUUCCUUAAAGAAAUAUUGCAAGUGGUGUGGUGCGUAUUAUUAUUAUUUUUUUCUGAAAUAAGUGGGGAAAUAAAUCUGGUGUAAAAGCAUGGGGGUCAUUAGAAUAUUAAUUUAGAUCAGGGGCAUGAAAAAAAUGUGCUGUUGCAAGCCUGGGGGGGGGAGCACUAAGGGGGAAGCACUAAUUGAGAUUCUUAUAAAGUGCGUUACUUGUAUGCAUGUUUUGUCUAAUUCCCCACCCAGUUUGGCUCAAUAUUACAUUUUAUAAAGGAUUUAUACGAAAAACAAUGUUUUUAGGGGUUGUUUGAUUUUAAAAUGAUUUUAUCUCUGGGAUAUAAGAACUAAUGCUUACUUCAUUCACAAUUUCAAAAACAAAAAAAAAUCAGCUUGGCUGGCAGUUAGCCAAACUUGUGGCCGCCCUUAAAGAAAAGCCGAAAGAAGUGACUAUGUUGUUGAAGAAGCGUCCUCGGCAUACAACUCCUUAUGGAAAUUACCCUAACAGAAGGCAGAUGGCUAACAGGUGAGGCUGGGAUAAAUUAUACUAUUACUUAAGUAUCUUCUUUUAUAUGUAAUAUCUUCAAAAUUUAAGUAACAUAUAGCUGCAUUUCAAGUGUUUUAGGUGCAGCAUUCUACUUUGAUUUUUUGUAUUAUAAGUAGGUUUAAAUUUUUUCUUCUUUAAAAUAAUUUUACAGAAGUUAAUAUAGUAAAAUAUCAAAAAUGGAAUAUGCAGAAAAAAUAUGUAUCCUUUCAUUCAUAAAAAAAAAAAAAAAAAAAAAAUUCUCAUUACAUAAUGAUCUAAAAAAUAAUUUUACAGAAGUUAAAAUAGUAAAAUAUCAAAAAUGGAAUAUGCAGAAAAAAUAUGUAUCCUUUCAUUCAUAAAAAAAAAAAAAAAAAAAAAAUUCUCAUUACAUAAUGAUCUAAAUCUAGAGUCUAAGAAUGUUAUAUACAUUGCUUUGAACACCUGGAAAUUUUGAUAUUUUUCAAAUUAUAUUUGGGGCAGUUUGAAUUUGUUUGAAUGAUAUGUGUGUGAAUAGACACAAAUCAUUAUAAUGGAGACCCUGUAUUAACAUUCUGUUUUCACCUAUUACAACCUACUAUUUUUAGGCAUGUUCCUUCUGUUGCUACGCUGCCAAAAACAAUGAAAAAGCGCAGAUCUAAAGAUGGAGAAAAACCACAGCGGCCGACACUAGAAGAGUAUGUGACUUCAUCCGUUCCAACUGGAGAUAUUUACAUAACUAAGUAAGUAGGAAAUACUGUGUUAAAAUUUUCAGUGUAGAUUUUCAGUGUCACUUUUUGUUGUUGUUAUGAAAAUUUCAAAAUCUGAUAUCAGAACUGUGAAAAUGUAAAUUUUGACAAUAAACCUUUAAAAAAUUGUGAAUUUUUUACCACUAAGAACCUGUGAUCAGGUAAACCACCUUGGUGUAAGUGUUUAGAGAGAACCUCUCGAUUUUCAAAAACAAAGUAUAAACAACUAAUUAAUGUAUGUGCAUUUGCACCUGACCCUAUGAUUCAUGUGAGCUUAAUCCACGAACUGUGGUCGGUCGAAAAAAUCGGCCAACAUUCUUGUUCUGUACUGUGGCGGCCCGAAAAAAAUCGGACGAUAAAAGACAUGGUCCGAUAGCAACUUCCUAUCCAAUAUUUAACCGUAAUUAUAGCCACGUCCUUUUAUUAAUAAUUAAAUCAUCUUCUGGUUCAAGCUGUUUCGUGAUAACUUGAAAUUAAAUAAUUUUUAAUCGGAGUUUUAUAUCGCUGAUUUUUUUAAAGCUAAAAUGGUUGAAGCCAUGGCUGGGCCUUCAGUGCAAGAACUAAUAGAAAUAUGUUUGAAAGCUUUUUAGGAGAGGUUUUAAGUGAUACUGAUGAUGAUUUUAACAUUCCCCAUGAUGAUAUCAGUUGAGAUUCUUCUUCUCGUGAAUUUAUACUAGUCUUAGUGAUACUGAAGUAGGCCUACUGAGGCUACUGUUAGACUUCGAGCCAGGCCCGGAGGUUGGGCAAGGACUGAAUGAAUUUUAGUCACAGAAGCUACAGAUUAUUGUUCAGAACUAAUAAAUUUUAUAGUUAAAUAACCCAAAUCAAUUCCACAGUUCCUUUUUAAAUGUUUACUAGUCAAUAAUAACUAUUUUGCCUGAGAUUACAUAUUUUAUCCUUGGUUGUAGCAGUGGUCCCAGUUUCUUAUAUAAAUGACCUAAAAUUACUAAAAUUGCUUUCAGAGGUUUAAUUGCAAUCAAAACCUUAGCAAACUAUACAUUUUCUUAAAGAUAAAUGAAUUGGCUACAAUAUUUAGAUUUGUGUUUUAAGUGUAUCUAUAAAAAUUAAUGAUGUUAUGAGCAUUUGAAAGCAAGACAUUUUGUUAAUUUUUUUUUCUUGAGAACUCCAAGGUCAAGGACACUGAGCAAAUUUUUUUUGAGGGGGGUUGGCAAUAUGGUCAACUUUAUCCCCAUCCAUUUACCUUUCUAAAAAUAUAUACUUAUAGGGGGUCUUGCAUCAACAUUUCUAUGUCAUUUAAUGCAAUUUCAAAUGGCACUCAAAACGCUCUGAAAAGCUCCACACCACAGAAUGAUGCAUGCCAUAGCUCGUGGGUUAAAUCAUAAAAACACCAUUAAAAAUAAAUCACAAAUCUCAACUUUUCAUUAAAAUUAUUUUAUGAUAUGGAAACUAAAUUGUUUUCCUGCACACUUAGUCACUAUCCCGAUAGUAAUUCCUGUCAUAUUAAUGCAAAAAAAUCAAUAAUAAUCUAGUAAAGUUAAUCUGGGAUUGACAGUUUUUUUGUCCCAUUAAAAACUGAUGGAUCACAUUGUUAAAAUAAAAUUAAAAUUGUGCCAUUAAUUAUUGCACUUAAAUAUGUUGCUUUUUAUGUUUGUUUAUGAUUCACUGUUUUUUCUUUUGAUUGAUGGGGCUGCUAGAAACAAAAUUGCCACCUUGUAUUCUUCAAAAGUGUGUAUUGAAUUCCCCAGAUCCAAAGGAAUUGUGAAUAAAUUUGUUUGAUACUUAAAAGUUCUUCUGUUUUUAUAGCUGCAGUUCUGUGCACAGUUUCAUGAGCUUAUUUUAAACACUGUCAGUUUAAGAGUAGAGAAUACAUGCCCCAAAAAAUAACCAAAGCCUGCCCAUGUAUCAAUAUGUUAAUUUAACUUGCCAUCAAUGUUAUAAAUGGAUUGCAGACUCACCUGUGUGCAUUUCAAACAAAACUAUGGAUAAAUGAUCAAAGUAAUGGACUUAAUAGUUACUAUUGGGGAGGAAGAUAUCACCAAGUAAUAAAAAAACCAACAACCUUAGCCACCAAAGUGGGCAUAUAACUUGGCAUAGGUUAAAAAAUUCUCUGUCUACAAGCUUCCAACGCAAUGUAAAUAAACCACAAAAAUAAAUUUAAAAAAAAAAAAAAGAGUAAAAUAGCUCUUUCAUAUUCAUUGUCAAAUCCUAAAACAUGACAUUUUUUCAUUUUCUGCUGCUCAGUUUUAGUACAAACUCUGCUCUUUGUAACUUACCUGUGUAACACAAGUAACACCAUCAACCCUGCAUGAUGUGACUAACUUGUGUUAUCACCAUCAACAGUGCAUUGUGUGAUCAACAUGUAAAUAAACUAAACCUUACACACCAGACCAGGGGCUGGCAAUAUAUACCAUGCGUGCCAGAUGUAGCACACAGAGGCAUUUUUCAAUGGCACAGGCAAGACCAAAAUAGCAUAAAAUAAAAAAGGGGGGGGGGAGAGAGGACUGCGUUCAAGCCCUGGGAAGGUUCAAGCCCUGGGAAGUAAAUAUAUUGCGGAAUAAUAGAUGUUUAGGGUUCAAAAAACAACAAAUCAAUUAAAAGGAUGUUUAGGCUAAAUGCCUUUUUCAGCAGACAGUAGAAAACAAGAAGUAACAAAAUUAUUUGAAAUUAACACUAAAGUGUUCCCAGAUCACAAAUGUAGCUCUUUCAGUCUCUGUGAAGAAACAAAGGAGCACAGUAAAAAUGGAAGUUAAACUGGUCAAAUCCAAAAGAUGCCUCUCACAUGAUUCCUUGGUGUGUACACUCUGAUUAACUGCUGCCUUCCCAUUCCACAACAGCCAGUUAACAUCCCAGUCUCUCACAUGAUUCCUUGGUGUGUACACUCUGACUGACUGCUGCCCUCCCAUUCCUCAACAGCCAGUUAACAUCCCAGUCUCUCACAAAAUUCCUUGAUGUGUACACUCUGAUUGACUGCUGCCCUCCUAUUCCACGACAGCCAGUUAACAUCCCAGUCUCUCACAUAAUUCCUUGAUGUGUACACUCUGAUUGACUGCUGCCCUCCCAUUCCACAACAGCCAGUUAACAUCCCAGUCAUGCAUUGAGAUUCUGUGACUCAUUUGGUGGGUAAACAAAACUGUUUUUAUAAAACAGUUAUAGAUCAAGUAUGUCACACAACAUACCAAGAUAUUUACACAUGAGCUUUACAUGAAUGUAUGUUGUUUUUUGUUGACUAUUUAUUUUUUAGGUAAUCUUGUUAGUCACAUAAACAAGCCGAACUUUAAAAACAAGACUUCAUUUCCUUGUAAACUUUGCUUUGGUUUGUUGAUACUCAAUACACUCCAUUUAAAUUAAAAAAAAAAAGUCCAGUGCUGUGUCGCAGUCAUUCCAUAAGAUACAAAGUUUUAUCUCCUUUUUUUUCCUUAACAAAAUCUCAGUUAUAUAAAAAAUUCUGUCAUUGAAUCAGUAAUGAGCGACUUGACUUAGUCCUCCCUGGCUUAAAUAUGUUGUGCACCAUUGACUUACCUCUCUGCCUUAAAAAAGGUUGUGUGCCCCUGAAUUAGCUCCCAUGACUUAAAUAGACUGUGCACCAUUGACUUAAAUCCUCUGCCUUAAAUGGGAUAUGCACCACUGACUUAACUCCCCUGACUGAAAUAGAUUUUGCACUACUGACUUAGAUCCCCCCGAACUUAGCUUGGACGUCACUGACUUAGAUGGCCUUUUUUUAAGAAAGCAAUGCAAUCCAACUCUGCAUUAGAUAAAUACCAAUGCAGUUGUUUUGCUCUAAUAUAAAGGCAAUUGAUUGAUUAUUACAAAGAUAAGAGCUAGACCCUUGUGUGCUUGGAGAUAGCUUGUAUAUGACUGUACAUUAUGUGGGCAGUGCAUGGCUUUGAUAAAAUUGUUGAUAUAAAUCACCAACUGUUGAGGUGUUAUUGUUUUGAUUAGAACUUGCAGAUAUUAUUACAGAUAAACUAUAUACAGGAAGUGAAAUACUAGGUGAAUGUAGGUAGCUUUAAUGUAUGCCCCCUUGGUGCAUAUGAUUGUGUCCUGAUUUUAUUUGGAAUAACAUAUUGUGCACUUAGGGCUUCUGGUAUUUUCUAACAGUGAAUGUUCUUUAUAAAUGUUUAGUUACCUUUUUUUAUAUUUAAAACCUGUUUUGCUCACUAUAUGAAAUAAAGCAGACUUGAAAAGUUAUUUCCUAGUAGCAGUCGUCAUUGUGGAGAUAUUUAAACAUAUUUUGGUAAAAAAAAGUUAAAAUUUUUUGCUUCUUAUUUUUCUUCAUUAACUUUUUUUUUAUAAUGACUGUUUGAUGAUGACUAAUAACAUAUUUCACCAUUGACCUACCAGUUUAUAAAUCCGAUAUUCUCUUGGUAGGCUACUUAUCUAUAAAUGUCUGAGUUAGAAUAAAUUUGGUACAUCCAAAUUCUAAUAUUCAGUUAUAAUUUGCAUAUAUGUAGAAAAUUAAUAAUAAAUAGUGUUAUAUAUUUUGGGUAUAAAAAAAAAGUGAAUUUACCCAUAAGAUAAAAAUUGUGAAAGGCUGCUGACUGUCUUAGAACUCACUAACGUCCCAAUGCAAAGCAAUCAAAUUAUGCUUAGAAGAAAACAGUAUAAGGAGCCAUGUCAGCUAACUGGUAUCUACCCACAAAUUACUUUUGAAUCAAACUUAUUCUAUGUCAUGUACAUAUUGAGCUUCCUGGUUGGUGUUGCAUAUCUAUAUUUGAUGUAUCCAGUAUUGGAUGAAUGGAAACACAAGUGAACCAGUGCCUAAAUGAUCACAACAGGUUUAAGUUUCUCAACAGUAUUUACCUUUUGCGGUAGAUUACAUCUGAGAUAACACUUUGGUUGGUGCUUGAAAUUUAGAAAAUGGAAGAGUAGGAGGUAUGGGUGGGAGUAGGUCAGGAUGUUUAUUUAAUUAAUCGAAUGGUUUGGCUGUGAGUCAUACUCUUUGAGACAGUGAUACACUUUGUUAUGUGUGUUGUGUGUGUCAUGUGGUUUGGUAAGACAAAGGAUGAAGCGUGUGAGAAAUAUUUAUUUGAGAUUAUAAAAACAUGCACUGUUCAUAAAUUAACAGUUCUACAUUUAUUGUCUGCAGCAAGCGCGCAGAUAUCUAUUGCUCUGUUUUGAAAUUGAUGUUCAGGAAUAGGAAGUGGUUUAAAAUACAACACUUAUCAAAAAGCCUAAGAACAAUUGUGGUUGUUCAUUGGUUGGGUUGAUUAGAUCCAAGAUUGAGUGAGAGCUUCAAGGAUUUGGAAUUGGAAAAGCAAUGAGUAAUGAAAAUACUUCAACUUAAAUGAUUUUGAAAACACCUUAGAUAUUGACAAAAUAAUCCAUUCUUAUGCUAGAUUUAUUUUAACACAGCAAUGCUAAAAGCUUAAGAAACUGCUUAUAGUGACUAGGAUAGUCCUUUUUUUUUUUUUUUUUCCAAGAGCCAUCAUCUGAUAAAAUUGACACAUUUUUCAAGAGCUAAUCAUGGCAAUUCACUUGACUAAGAAAGUCAAAAGUAGAUGACUCAAUGACUCCUUAACAAAGAGGUGAAACUGAAAGCUUAUAGUGACUAGGAUAGUCCUUUUUUUUUUUUUUUGCCAAGAGCCAUCAUCUGAUAAAAUUGACACAUUUGUCAAGAGCUAAUCAUGGCAAUUCACUUGACUAAGAAAGUCAAAAGUAGAUGACUCAAUGACUCCUUAACAAAGAGGUGAAACUGAAAGAGAUGUUUGGAGAUUUUGGCCUUCUUUCAAGGGUCACAUAAUGUAGGAUGUAUAUCUUUAUUGGAUUCAACUAAAUAUGAAUGUGAGGGUCACAUAAUAUGCAAUGUUAACCUUUAUUUACUCUUACUAAAUUUGAAUUUCAGGGUCACAUAAUUUAGGAUGUAAAUCUUGAUUGACUCCUACUAAAUAUGAAUGUCAGGGUCACAUUGUAUGACAUGUAAAUCUUGAUUAACUCCUACUAAAUAUGAAUGUCAGGGUCACAUUAUAUGACAUGUAAAUCUUGAUUGACUCCUACUAAAUAUGAAUGUCAGGCUCACAUUAUAUGUCAUGUAAAUCUUGAUUGACUCCUACUAAAUAUGAAUGUCAGGCUCACAUUAUAUGACAUGUAAAUCUUGAUUGACUCCUACUAAAUAUGAAUGUACCCAUUCAUCAUCACUUAGCUAAAUGUGCCAGUCCCACCACAGUCCUAAACCCCGGGCACACUAGUUUUGAGAUAUCAGGUCCUACUUAUGAAGCUGGCCCACAAAGAAUUAGCAUAUAGCAUCUUACCCUUUACAUCAGUUAGACUGCUGGGUCAAGGGUUCCCAAAGUUGUAAUAAUUGGUAAAUAUUGGAUAAAACUUAAUAAAGCUUUACAAAAACAAACUCCUGUAAUUUUAAUUAGACAAAUGGUGGAACAAGAUAUUUUAAGGCUUGGAAAAAGACAGAACAAUGAAAACGGCGGUUUGGCUAAAUGCCUUCUUCAGCAGACAAAAAAAAAAUUAAUUAAAAAAAAUUAAAUUAGUUAGUUCAUUAAACAUUGCCACAAAAUAAUAGAAAUAUAGUUUUUAUAUUGCUAGGCGAUAUUCUAUCUUAGCAGUUUUUUAAUGUAUUUACUUAUGCAUUCAUUUUCUAAUUAAUUUUUAAAAAAUGAUUCUAUGGUGGGGGCAGAAUGAUUUGAGGGAAGGGUAUAGAUAAAAAUCAUUAAUGGGGCAGUGGUAACAUAUUUUUUGAGGACCCUUCAUCCAUGGGCUGCUGUGUGUUUAUUUUGGAAGCAGCUACCUGAGCUCAGGUAGUUACUAAAAUUAAACAUGUUUCUAAGUUUGUGGCAUCUGUCACUCUUAAUGUGAUUAACUGGGGCCAUGUUAGGCUUGUGGCUUGUUGACAUUUUUAUUUUAGCUGUGGAAAAAAUCCAAGAAGCUGAUUACCCACUACUAACAGUUGGUGAUGUAAUGUAUUGAUUUUCUAGUUAAAAGCUGAAUUUUUCUGUCUGUUAUCUGCUUUUUUGGUCCACUUUCUUGUUGGAGCUUGUUCAUCACCCUGUAACUCUAAAUCAAUGCUUUAAACCAGUCAUGAAAUGGCUCACUUUGAAAUUUACUUCCUACUUCCUAUUUUAUCUAUUUUGUCUUUCCUUGUAUUUGAUUCAAGUUCCCCCUCUUAAAAAAGAAUUAUUUAUCACAUUUAUAAAGUGUUGUCAUCUGAUUGCUUUAUGAACAUCUCCAAAAGUCUUACUUAUAAACAGUAUUUAAAAGAAAGGAAACGAAGCGUAUACAGAGAUUUACCAUGCUUCUGACCUUUCUUGGCCUAUGCUAAAAACACAAAAAUAAUGCAUGGAAGUAAUGAAAUAAAUAUAAUAAGUGAUAAAUAGUUUUUUUUUUUUAUUUCUCAAUGACCAUGCUUUGCAACUAGCCCAGGAAUAUGCCUGUGAUUCCCCCAAUGAUUAGUAACAAUUUUUCAUACAUUUCAAUUUGAGGCAAUUCGAAGUCUUCAAACAGCUGUGCUUUUUUUUUUAAGUGGACCUAAAAACUACUGGAUUUUUUUUUUCCUCCAAGAUCUCAGAUUGGUCCAUUAAUGGAAAGCAAAUGAUUUAAUAAUUAUUUUUAAAUGACAAACUAAUUAGUGAAGUAAGAAAUUAUAUUUUGAAACAAUUACGUUAAAAUACAAAACAGUUUUUUUGAUCUGACAUUAAAAUAAUAAAAGUUCUUUAUCAAACAUAGUCAUCUUCUAAAUAUGUUUGAUUACUUACUUCAUGUGUUUUUUAUCAGUCCCUUUUUUGUAUUUCUGCUUUAGAAAUUGGCAUCCUUAUACAGUUACCUCUAAAACUUCUCACAACGGUUCUCUAUAAGGACCGACCAAAUGUCAUUUUCUGGUUUUGGCCAAAACCGAGACCCAACCGAAAGUUAAAAAAACUUUCUGCCAUAUCCAAAAGAUUAAUGCAAGUUUAAGCCAAAAUCAAAAGAUUUAGAUAUUUUGAAACUCGUUUGUGCAUUUGUCUACGCAUGUUGAAAAAUGAUGGGGUAAAGUAUCAAAUAUUUAUAUACUUUUCAUCAAAAAUGAUAUUAUGGUCAAUUUUAAUAGAUUAACAUCUAAAGAAUACUUGGCUUGAAGCCUUUGACAUAAGCCUUGAAGGAACUCUUUGUUCCGCUAACCCAUACUUUUGAAACUGCGUUCUUAUUCGUUGAUAUUUAAAUUUUUUGUUCAUCAGGAAUUAUCAUGGGUGGGGUCAUUUUAGAUUUGACCCACAGAUUAAACAAAACUUGAACGAAUGUUUAGCUACGUUUAGUAUGACAAUACAGUAAGCUUACUACAUAAUUAAUAUAGAAAACAGUGAUACAUACCAAUGUGAGUGUAGGCUUAUGAUUUAAAUAUAAGCCUAUUUUAUGCCUAAUUAUACAGAAUUAAAAUAAAUAAUUAUAUUUUUGUUAAUAUUGCUAAAGACUAAAGGUUUAAUUUUUCUCUUUCUUUACAUUUGUGUCCAUAUACAUGACUAAUUUGGUAGGAUAUUUACAGUUUAUUUCGUUGUCAAUGACAAUUUUUGAAAUGAAUGUCAAUGAAUGAAUGAAUUGAAUAAGCUUAGGUUUCCCUUAUUUUUAUUGAAAAAAAUUAUUAAAAAAAAAUAAAUAAUGGAAAUGUUAUUAUUCCUUAGGAUUUAUUUUCACCUUUGCCUAAGACAACAUUUAUGAGCAUGAUAAAAAAACAAAAUGAAUGUCACAAAUGAAUGAAUUGAAUAAACCUAGGGUAUCCAAAUUAAAACAAAAAUAAUAAUAUAAAUAUCACAACUUUCGGAGCCCAAACCAAGAUUUUAUUGGCCUCUGGUUCUCUAAUAUCCUAUUUUACCUCAUCCUGACCCAAACUUACCCCCAGCCUGACCAAAAAGUAAUUUAAUCAUUGAUUCAUAAAAGUCAAUAAACCUAGUAUUUAUGGAUUAUUGACCUUGUAGCAAAGUUUCUCUUAUUUGGUUUAUUGUGGUCAACAGCUAAGCCAUUGAUCACACAAUGAUAUGCACCUUUCAUUUAUAGAAAAGUAAAUAAUGGCUCAGAACUGUUAAAACUAAACUUUUAAGAGGAUGAAAGAUAAUAAAUCUAGUUAUAUAAAAAGUUAAUUUUAACAAAUAACAACAUUUUGAAUAUAUAUAUUUUAAUCUUUUUAUUUGAUAAUGAAUGUUAAUUAAAAGAAAGAAAUGGUUUUUGUAUACAGUAUUAUUUACUCAGAAAAGUGUUACAAUAUUGUAGUUUAUCAGAUGUGUGCCUCUGGGAAUGAAGAAAUAGGUGCUGCAAAAUAUUUGCUCCACUCAACUCUACCAUAUACUCUGUAUUAACUCUGUUGUAAUAAACAUCUAUUUAUAUUUAAAGUUAAUUUAACUUUAGAUCCUUAUUACUGAAAGUAUUGGGCCGCAGCGCACAGUAGAAGUUAUUUGAUUCAAUCUUAAAAUCACUUGUGUGAUUUGUAUUUCCAUGUGACAUAAUGACAGUGUAAGGUUAUUAUUUUUUGUUGUCAGAGAGUCACCCGAAGAUAUUGUUGACGGCAACGACACAGACAAUGAUGUGUUCCGCAGCGGCUCGGAGUCACCCCAGUUCACACUUCCUGUGAUUGUUGAUGCUAAGCAACGCCGCGCCACCGUCAGCGGUGGCUCCCCCACAUUUGAAAGGCCAUCCUUAGUAGUAGAGGACCUUGACCCCGCUCCACUACGACCUAAAUCUCAGGCUGUCAUUGUCACAGAGAAGGACGCUGCCAUGGCGUCAAUGAAGGAGGCAGAAAAAUUGCGGCAGAAUGUUCUGAGUAAAGGUAAGGACUAUAAACUCAAUAAGUAACUGCUGUAUACUUGGGAAAACCAGUUCUCUUGUUAAAUGGCAUUCUCAAACUUCUCAUAAACUUUUUUGGGGGAGAUUUGGUCAUCUCAGUACUUCCUAGCCUUGACACUCACAACCUGACGGCUUCUCAUGCUGCUGGCUUCCCACUCCCUCUCAGAGCUUGGGAGGCUGGAGAAAAUUUAUCUUACACCGUGUGGCAGAGAACGGCCAUCCCCAAUAAUAUUUCAACUCUAAUUCAUAGCUAAACAAAAGUGUUUUUUUGCCAGUCUCCAGUCAUUUGUUGGAUAUUAAUACCAAGCCAAAAGUUCAUUUGAAUAUCCUUGAAAUAUUUUGACCUUGUGGAAACAUCUUUGAUCAUUCAAAGAAGCAAGACAAUCUUUUCUACAUACAUUUUAUUAUCACUGUCUUGGGGAUGGUCAUCAUUUGUCAUUCAGUUUCCAUUUUGAUGAAACAAAAUGAAGCUUAACUGAAUGAGAACAUCACAGGGUUAAAUGAGAACAUCACAGGAUUAAAUGAGAACGUCGCAGUAAUACAUGAGAAUAUCACAGUAUUACAUGAGAACAUCACGGUAUUAAAUAAGAGCAUCACAAUAUUACAUAAGAACAUCACAGGAUUAAAUGAGAACAUUACAGGAUUAAAUGAGAAUAUCAUAACAAUACCUGAAAACAUUUUGUUAGUAUUUUUAGGUCUAACUUAAUACACUCAAUCAGCAAAGUGUUACAAGGAUUCAGUAUUAUUUUUAAUGAUGUACAUUAUAUUCCAUAUUGAUCACCAAAUCUUCAUUUCAUACAGCACACUUGCCAAAGCCCUAAUCCAUGCAAGCCAUAGGAUAAAUUUGAGCACCCCAAUCUACUAACACCUGCAUUAUUUGUCAUUGCACAAAAUAUAAGAAUAAACCUUGUCUGCACAUGUUGAUUAGUAGACGACACACAAACAAAUUAAUUCUUAUCAUACUUCAUGUGUCUGUUAUCAAUAGGGUUGAAAAGAAAUUAUUGUCAAGAGUGAACAAAGUAAUUUUUACAUGUGAAAAUUAAUAGUCGGGGACCCACAAUGUUAAUGGUGGUUUUUUUUAUGGAGCGGUUUGGAGGGGUGGGGGGGGGGGGCGAGAUAUGAAAUAACAAGGUAGGAAAAAAGUUGCUGCUCUGCACACUUCGAAUAACUUAUAAUAAUAAAUUUAGUGUUAUCAGAGAAGGGAAAUAAGCUGGGGAGAAAAGUUUUCUUUUACUGACCACAACUAUCUGUAUCUGUCAGUGGCUUGUCUUGUACUGACCACAACUAUCUGUAUCUGUCAGUGGCUUGUCUUGUACUGACCACAACUAUCUGUAUCUGUCAGUGGCUUGUCUUGUACUGACCACAACUAUCUGUAUCUGUCAGUGGCUUGUCUUGUACUGACCACAACUAUCUGUAUCUGUCAGUGGCUUGUCUUGUACUGACCACAACUAUCUGUAUCUGUCAGUGGCUUGUCUUGUACUGACCACAACUAUCUGUAUCUGUCAGUGGCUUGUCUUGUACUGACCACAACUAUCUGUAUCUGUCAGUGGCUUGUCUUGUACUGACCACAACUAUCUGUAUCUGUCAGUGGCUUGUCUUGUACUGACCACAACUAUCUGUAUCUGUCAGUGGCUUGUCUUGUACUGACCACAACUAUCUGUAUCUGUCAGUGGCUUGUCUUGUACUGACCACAACUAUCUGUAUCUGUCAGUGGCUUGUCUUGUACUGACCACAACUAUCUGUAUCUGUCAGUGGCUUGUCUUGUACUGACCACAACUAUCUGUAUCUGUCAGUGGCUUGUCUUGUACUGACCACAACUAUCUGUAUCUGUCAGUGGCUUGUCUUGUACUGACCACAACUAUCUGUAUCUGUCAGUGGCUUGUCUUGUACUGACCACAACUAUCUGUAUCUGUCAGUGGCUUGUCUUGUACUGACCACAGCUAUCUGUAUCUGUCAGUGGCUUGUCUUGUACUGACCACAGCUAUCUGUAUCUGUCAGUGGCUUGUCUUGUACUGACCACAACUAUCUGUAUCUGUCAGUGGCUUGUCUUGUACUGACCACACCUAUCUGUAUCUGUCAGUGGCUUGUCUUGUACUGACCACAGCUAUCUGUAUCUGUCAGUGGCUUGUCUUGUACUGACCACAACUAUCUGUAUCUGUCAGUGGCUUGGUAAAGUGAUGUGAACAAAGCUGUAGAAUUAUCUGACUUUGAUGGACACUACUGACAACUUGACGAGCUCUUGACAUUCUGGGUCAUGGGCAAAGUGAGUGGAAAUCAGGCCGUGAUCACCAGUUGUUACCUCAGCGGUGUACUGUUGAUGAAAGGUUGGAUAGGUUUAAGCCUAGGCUUUCUUAGUGAAGUACCCACUGUCCAUUGUCUUGUGUUGGCUGAUUGGGAGUGUUGAGUACCUUAUGUAACUGGGCAGCCCUCAAGCAAGUUCAUCUCAUUAAAUAUGUCAUAAUUUCUUGGUUGGCAUGAACAGACUUUAGCAAAGUCUUUCGUUCAUUACAUUGUGAUAGAGGAAAGGGCUGGGUUUCUUCUCUGUGAUGUAUUCAAGUAUAUUUGUGUUAGCUGAUUGGGAGUGUUUGGUACCUUAAUGUAACUGGGCAGCCCUCAAGCAAGUUCAUCUCAUUAAAGAUGUCAUAAUUUCUUUGGUUGGCAUGAACAGACUUUAGCAAAGUCUUUCGUUCAUUACAUUGUGAUAGAGGAAAGGGCUGGGUUUCUUCUCUGUGAUGUAUUCAAGUAUAAACAUUUGAAGUGGAUCCAUCAUUUUGUAAGUGUUUUUGUUGUUGUUGUUGUUGUGUUAGUAGUAUGAACAUUGAAUAGUCAUUCUUGUCUGGUGAGUAGGUGUUUUACAAGGGUUGUUCUUGACUUUGACCUCAGCAUAGAGGACAUCAAUUAGAGGGUUAAAAAAGAUUUAGAGGAGGUUGCUGUGAAGAUAGAUGACAUCACAUAAAAAUUACCUGAUAGAUUUCAAAAUGAUCAUAUAUUAACAAUAAAAGGCUUGAGCCUUGAAAAUUGAUUUAUUUUCAUUUGCUCUCAAACUAAUGAUAUUUUUAAAGAAUUAAAUAAGGCUGUCUUAAUUACCAGAAGCAGACCUUGUCUUAUUUAUCAUAAUCGGACGAGGUGUUUUUUUAUGUAUUAAAUCAAGGGAAAUUUAAAAAUGAAUUAUGAAUGUAAUACCUGCACAUUUCUGGAGAAUAUGUCAACUCAUCAAGUUAUAUAAUUCUUGUCAUUAAAUUUGUGAUAGUCUGAAACAUUUUAAUCAAUGUUGUUGCCAGAAGUAUUCAAUGUUUUUAAAAUACAUAAUUUCUUAGAAUCAAUAUUUAUUUUUUGGGGUGGUGUAAAUAAACUUUAUUUAGCUAUCAGUAUUGUAAAAUAUGUCGAAGGUGUCCCAGAAAUCUCAGCUGGCAAACUCUCUUCAGUCAGUGAUUAAUACGUCAUUGUUCCCUGUAUGAAAAGGAAUACAUUAAAAAUUCAGCCAUUACUAUUUAAAAUCAUUUGUGGGUUCCCAUUUCCCUGGGUCCUUAUUUACAGACCUUCAAAGGCCCAUGAACGGCAGGUUGAGGAACACUGGCACCUCUGAGAUGUAAUCUGUUGCUGAGAUUGUGAAUCAGUGAGAUGAUCAGUACAUUUUUGUCCCAGUGAAUCAUUUCAAGGAUUGUUACUACCAGAUUUACCUAGAGCAUGACUCAUAGAUGCUGGUGUGGUUGAUCAUGAGGUUCAAAAACAAAAAUAGUGUGAGACAAUAAUCAGCCUCUAGUUUAGUUUGAGAUAAUGCGAAUGCAUUUGAUUUACUGUUAAAACACUUUUAUGUCAAGUAAAUCACUUUGCCGUUGGUGUAGUGAAAUGUAAAAAAGGUAAAAUUUGGCAACAACACUGGAACAAAUAAAUGAUUGAAGUAAAUUUUUUUCUUAAACAUCCAUGAAAUGAUACAGGUGAUUUCAAAUAUAUACCAGACCUUGCACACACAGGUUACAAACACUUAGUUGAUGUACCGGUGCUGUGCAUCACAUUGUGUUCGGACAUUGUCGAAAUUGCACACUUGUGUUAAAAGGAAGUUGUGUGUUUCAUUGUCACAGAGAAGAAGAAGCCGAAUGUGUUCGAGGAUCCAGGCGUAAAGAGACUUGGGAGUAUGCUGCAAGUGUUGGGGAAUGUACUGAGUACCGAUGACGUCACCAAAUCUGAGGAGUUUUUCCUUGACACACAGUUCACAGUUAAACAAGGUAACUUGUAGUUGUGUCCUGUAGUGCCCUGUGUUGCGAGAGGAGCAUCACUAGCGGAAUGACUAAGUUUGGCAUUAGGGUAGGUCCCUUGGUUGUGAGAGGAACAUCACUGGCGGAAUGACUAAGUUUGACAAUAGGGUAUAUCAGUUAUCGCCAGUUGCUGGAAUGUUGUGAAUUAAAUAACUAUAAACUCCAGAUCUGCCAGUUACCUCAGGGGAGAUUAAAAGCUGCUGUCCUAUAAGUUAAAUGAACAUCUGCUGAUGUUCAGGGUCUUGUGGCUGGAAUAGAAGGAGAUGUCUUUCUGCCAGCCCAGAUGGUGCUGCACUUCUCAUACAAGACAUGUCUUUGGUGUGAGCGUGUAACCAACUGCUUGUCACUUUCUCAUCUAAUGCCUUGCGGGUAACAUAAGUUGGUCAACAGGCUUUCCACUUCCCAGUCUUGCAAAACCAUAUCUUACUAACAAUAGAUUUUCUGCAUAUUUCAAAUGUUUUAAACCUAGAGUACCCUCGAGAACAGCGGUUCCCAACCAUUUUGAUUAGCGGAGCCCCUUUUUUAGAAUCAGUUUAUGUCUUGAAAGUUGUUGGUGUUUCGGAGUGUCCUGGAGCGCCAGCAGAGCCCCAGCCAAGUGCGAGGCAUUUAAGCUCAGAGGAAAACAAGUUGGGAACCACUGUUAUAGGAAUUUUAAACCCUGAGAUCCCCCCCCCCCUUACACACCUAACCCCCCAUAGUGGUAGUAAAUUGCAAAAAAUGUAAUGGCACUUCCAGAUAUUUUCCUUGAUUCACCAACACCACCACAAACAAAGGCAGACAACCCAGAGUGUGAUCCAGCAUUAAACCACAACAGCUCUUCGGUAAAAAAUUUGAAUACACUUGGUGUUGCAGCUGGUGAUAUAUUAAACAGCGGAGACGCAGAAGCACCUGAAAGUCUGGAAGGUAAAUCUGCAUGAAGAAACAUUUGUUUAAUUUCUUCUUCCUGUUUGCCUUCUAUUUAUUAUAUUUAUUGUUUAUUCUUAACUUAUCUUGCUUCAAAUCAUUGUCUGUUUAUUCAGUGCAAGUGUAAGUGAUUUGUUUGACUUGUAAAAGUGUGUGGGAUAAUGGAAUGUAUCCCAACAUGAUAAAUUCAGCUGGAUGUAUGAGAAUGUUACUCUUUAGAUAUUAGAUCUUUGUUUACUCUGAUGCUCUUUAUGGCCAGCUAAAUGAGCCAUCUGCCUCAUCUACUGAGUAGAGAAAGUUUGAGUUAACACAGCUAAUGAUAAGCCUCACAGUGUACAACAGCAGUCAUCAAAAGAGUCCACACCAUUAUGUUAAGACAGUUUAAAUUGAACAGGAGUUCUGUGGUUAUUAUUGUUCUCAGCCAUUUCUCACAUUGUCAGGCAUUGAUAAACAAAGAAACGAAAUUCCUAAUUAUACCCCCCAAAAAACCCCCAGAAGAUUAUUUGCCAUUUUGUUACUUAAGAGUAGUAAUUUUCAAAGGUGGUGAGAUUAAGACCAAAAAAAAAAGGAGUAAUUUUGGUUCUACAAUUUCAUCUGCAGCCGCUCACAAAGAGUCAGAGGUGAAAGGUCAAGAGUUCAUCAUUACCAAACCCACACCAGUAAACAGAGAAAGUGCUGCUCGCAGUAGACAGCAAAAGGUGGGUAACUAUUUUUGUUGAGCUUUGGUCCUGCUAUACAACUUUGAUCGUAAUUAAAUAAUUACGAAACAUGGAGAUCUAUUUUAAUAGAUCCGUGUAGUUUCUCAGACAUGUGGACAGAAAACCCAUAAACGUAUUAGGUGUAUCAUGUUAAAAGAACCCACAAGUUUGCUUGACACACUUAUAGAAAACACAAACAUUUGUUAAACAGUAUUUACAAAGUCAAAACUAUUCCAUCGUUCCACAUCUUUCUUGUGGGACUAAAUGCUCUUAAGAUCAGGGAUUCAAGAAAUUCAAAAAUAAACUUUAAAAAUGUUUCUUGGGUUACUUUAAAAAUGUUUCUUUGGUUACUUUAAACAUGUUUCUUGGGCUACUUUAAAAAUGUUUCUUGGGUUACUUUAAACAUUUUCUAGGGUUACUUUAAACAUGUUUCUUGGGUUACUUUAAAAAUGUUUCGUGGGUUACUUUAAACAUGUUUCUUGGGUUACUUUAAAAACGUUUCUUGGGUUACUUUAAAAAUGUUUCUUGGGUUACUUUAAACAUGUUUCUAGGGUUACUUUAAAAAUGUUUCUUGGGUUACUUUAAAAAUGUUUCUUGUGUUACUUUAAACAUGUUUCUUGGGUUACUUUAAACAUGUUUCUUGGAUUACUUUAAAAAUGUUUCUUGGGUUACUUUAAAAAUGAUUCUUGGGCUACUUUAAACAUGUUUCUUGGGUUACUUUAAACAUUUUCUAGGGUUACUUUGAACAUGUUUCUUGGGUUGCUUUAAACAUGUUUCUUGGAUUACUUUAAAAAUGUUUCUUGGGUUACUUUAAAAAUGUUUCUUGGGUUACUUUAAACAUGUUUCUUGGGUUACUUUAAAAAUGUUUCUUGGGUUACUUUAAAUAUUUUCUAGGGUUACUUUAAACAUGUUUCUUGGGUUACUUUAAAAAUGUUUCGUGGGUUACUUUAAACAUGUUUCUUGGGUUACUUUAAACAUGUUUCUUGGGUUACUUUAAACAUGUUUCUUGGGUUACUUUAAAAAUGUUUCUUGGGUUACUUUAAAAAUGUUUCUUGUGUUACUUUAAACAUGUUUCUUGGGUUACUUUAAACAUGUUUCUUGGGUUACUUUAAAAAUUUUGUUGGGUUACUUUAAACGUGUUUCUUGGGUUACUUUAAACGUGUUUCUUGUGUUUUUUAUUUGUUGGAUUGAUUUGUUUCAAUUUCAGUUUUAUCAAACGAAAAACAGAUUUGAUAAUUUUUCUUUUAUAGUUGAAGAAAAACUGUAAAGAAAUUGGGGCUGGUCAGGCUGUUUGAGUUACAGAACUGCAGAUUAAGUUUAUUUUUGCACCCACUGUAACAAAUAAAUGUCCCCAUUUGAAUUCCCUAUUUCCUGGACAACCAAAACUACAUAAAGUAUCAUUACAUUACAUUCUAUGGGGCAUUCGACAUUUCUAACAUUCAAGUCACCGUAGAAGUUACUUUUGUCGAUGUCACAGUUUCAGGGAUGCUUCUAGAUUAAAGUUGUACAUUGAGUUAGCAUAAUGGCUUGAGCCAUCUCAUUACAGCCACCUACUUCCAGCUGAUCAUUUUAAUGCAGUCUGCACCAUAUAGUAGAGGAUUAAAAGAACUUUGUACACAAAUUUGUAUUCGAACACUUCCAGAUAAUCAGUACUGAGAUUGCUGGCAAUGCUGCCCGUAGUGAUGCCCCGCAGCUCAUGAGGAUAAAGCGAUUGGAUUCUGAGCAGAUUAACCAAUUGGUAAAUUGUUGAAAAAUCUUUUUAUCUGUUAAUCAAGAGCCCUACUGGUCACCAAGAUAUUUAUCCACUAACAAGCACUAAUCAAUAAUACUCCACUGCAGUGGUUUUCAACGGGCAUGUUGUGUGUGACACACUGGCAUGUUGUGUGUGACACACUGGCGUGUUGUGUGUGACACACUGGCGUGUUGUGUGUGACACACUGGCAUGUUGUGUGUGACACACUGGCAUGUUGUUUGUGACACACUGCCAUGUUGUGUGUGACACACUGCCAUGUUGGGUGUGACACACUGACAUGUUGUGUGUGACACACUGCCAUGUUGUGUGUGACACACUGCCAUGUUGUGUGUGACACACUGCCAUGUUGUGUGUGACACACUGGCAUGUUGUGUGUGACACACUGGCAUGUUGUGUGUGACACACUGGCAUGUUGUGUGUGACACACUGGCGUGUCUUGAGCUUUUUAUAUAAAUUAAGAAAAAUUGAAGAAAAAUUAUGUUUGAAACUAAGCAUUACUUUACAUAAUCUUUGCUCUCUGUUAAGCAUUACUUUACAUAAUCUUUGCUCUCUGUUAAGAAUUACUUUACAUAAUCUCUGCUCUCAUGCAUUACUUUACAUAAUCUCUGCUCUCAAGCAUUGCUUUACACAAUAUCUGCUCUCAAACAUUAUUUACAAAAUCUCUGCUCUCAAGCAUUAUGUUACAUAAUCUCUGCUCUGAAGCAUUACUUUAAUAAUCUCUGCUCUCGAGCAUUACUUUUAAAUAAUCUCUGCUCUCUGUUGUUAAGCAUUACAUUAUCUUUGCUCACCGUUAAGCAUUAAUUUUCAUAAUCUCUGCCCUCAAGCAUUGCUUUACACAAUCUCAGCUCUCAAGCAUUAUUUACAAAAUCUCUGCUCUCAAGCAUUAUUUACAUAAUCUCUGCUCUAAAGCAUUACUUUAAAUAAUCUCUGCUCUCAAGCAUUGCUUUACAUAAUCUCUGCUCUAAAGCAUUACUUUGAAUAAUCUCUGCUCUCAAGCAUUGCUUUACAUAAUCUCUGCUCUCAAGCAUUGCUUUACACAAUCUCAGCUCUCAAGCAUUAUUUCCAAAAUCUCUGCUCUCAAGCAUUAUUUACAUAAUCUCUGCUCUAAAGCAUUACUUUAAAUAAUCUCUGCUCUCAAGCAUUACUUUACAUAAUCUCUGCUCUCCAGCAUUACUUUACAUAAUCUCUGCUCUCUAUUUAUUCAAAUAAAACUAUUAAAAAUAAUUUUAGUAACUUUUUCUGGAAUAUUCAGCUUGCUGGCUUUCUCCCUGCACUCUUCCUUUGAAGUAUCUAGAUGAGACAUGCUUGGGAAUCCCUGGGUCUGUUACCCAGUUAUUGAUUGAAAGUCACAGCAGACAUUUUGUAAUUGAAAGUUUACUGGAGAUUAUAAUGAGGAAGGAAAAAAGGAGGAAGUUAUUUUUGUAUUCAUUGGUGUGUGACUGGUACAUCUGUGAUUGCUGGGGUAGAAAGAAGCCCAAAGUACACACUGUUCGCUCUCACUUGUAGGAUACAUUUUCCAAUGUUAUUCAACAUGGAAGGAUCAAGGAUUUUGUAUUGGUCCACUGUGGUGUCAUGUUUAGUUAAGUCUUAGCAUUAUAUCUGGAACUCUGUGAAUAAUUUAACUUUUAAUGUCCGUAACAUAAAUAGCCACAACGGUGCAUUAGUCAUCCAAGUCUUUUACAUCUGGUUAUAUUUCAUCAUUUCACAUGCAGAUGGUGUGGACUAAUAUCACUGUUGGUUCAGAUGUUAAUUUUUUAAAAAUAUAACAAAGACACAGGAUUAAAAUGAUACAUUUCAGUAUCUUGAAAAAAUGCUGUCCAACUAGUUUAAAUUGUGUAAUUGUUUUGACUUUCUAACUUAUAAUUUUAAUGAAGUUGAAGAUAUUAUUUGAGCUGUGUAGCAACAACCAGAGGAUUGAAUAUGAAUUUUUAGUUGAACAAUUACUGGAUUGUACAGGUUCUAGUUUAAUGACCCACUAGUAGAACAGUUUCUUGGAAGAAGAAUGUGGACGUCAUAUUCAUUGAACAAAAAGCAUUCAGCCGAAGUUAUUUAUGAAGAUGAUGUACGUAUUGUGAUCUUUUGAUGCAUGUGAUAAAAGUUUUAAUGGUUAUUCAUUCAAAAAUAUCAUUUAUCAUCAACCACUAACACACCUCAGGCAUCUAAUUCACCAUUACUCACCAUUACUCCCCACUACUCACCAUUACUCACCAUUACUCACCAAUGCUCAGGUUUAUGGUUUUUAUCUUCCACCAGUGGAACAUCAUAUUGUUCCUAGGUGGCACACAGUGAUAAAAGAAAAAGCAAAUGUGAUAAAAUAGAUAUCUGGUUCUUGUAACAAAUAUGGCCCAUGACUUUUACAGAAAUUUUCAGCAGUUUAUUUAAGUAGCACAAUGGUCCAAAGUUGUGAGAACCCUGGUCAUCUUAGUUGUUUAUCCAUCUCUGAACCAAAAUUCUCACUUUCUCUCCCAGAAUAGAGAUAAUAAAAUUGUCUUGCAUAAACCCAGUUCCAUUUCUGUUAAAAUUCAGGAGUCUAAGAUGAGCAGCGAUGACGAGGUGUUCAAGACAGAGAAACAUGUAGGGUUUGCUGAGGAUACAUCAGACAAUGAGAAAAAAAAGAUGUGAGUGACCUGAGCAUUUUUUUAAUUUUCAUUGGGUUGAGUAGUACCCACAUAAAGUAGAAACACAAAUUCAAGGGGUUGAGAAUGUUACCGUGUUUAGUAGCAUUCAAAUAGGACAUGAGUAAUGAGAGGUAGACUGUGUCAAUGACAAUUACAAGUAAUCAAAUAAAAACAAAGUAAGAACUAUAUUUAAGAAAUGGGCUCCACCAGGGAAAUGCCAUUGCUCAGCAGCCCUGCAACCUGGAAGUAUCUCCUUCAAAACCAUGCACAGUUGCACCGCGAACCCCUCUACAAACACAGGAGCCAGAAUGAUCAAUACAUUGAUAGUGGGCCCUCAAAAUAUAGAAGAAGAAGAAAUGAGAAAAUUGCUUAGACAUUUUAGCAAAGCGUCUCACUGAAGAGGCCUCUAUUUCACUGCCUGUGCUUAAACUUAUAAGCAAUCAAACUAUCUGUGGGCAGCAAUAGAAUUUGGGCAAUUUGACUUCUAUUGCUGCCCACAGAUACUACUUACCAGCUAAGUGCUAUUUCUUAUUUUUAUACCGGUUUUUUUCUGUUUUGUUCGCUGACGAAGGCUUUCUGCCGACACGUUCGCUGUUGCGUUUAUUUUUUCAGUUUUAACCCUACUCUUUUACUUAUUUUAUUUUGUACUAACCUGAUUGCAGUCUCUCCCCUUAUUACCACCAAACAAGUAAAACAAGUUAGUAUCUACUAAAACUUUGUCACAACUUCAUCCCAUGCAGUCUCCUCCCCCUUGUUACCAACCAAACAAGUAAAACAAGUUAGUAUCUACUAAAACUUUGUCACAACUUCAUCCCAUGCAGUCUCUCCCCCUUGUUACCACCAAAAAAAAUGAAACCUCCUGAAUAUAUAAUAUAUUUGAAAAACAAAUUUCCGUUUAAAGAGUUAAUGUAAGUCCACAUAAGUCCAUAGGCCAACUGGGCCAUUUGGCAACACAAUUUAUUGCAAAUCAAAAUGCUGUAAUAUAUGUUAAAGACCAGAUAUUAAAAAUUACCAAUGCAGGGUGUCCGCAAGGGAAAAUCAUUCUGAUUUUAAUAUGUUGAUACGGUCAUACAUGGUUUUAGUUCUGCAAUGUGUAUCACCUGCCACAUUGUUGAGCAAAUCCAACCCCCCCCCCCCAUCCCCCAACAACCAUAUGCUGAAAUCUUUAUAUUUUGGUUUCCCAUAACCUUAUCUUUAGGGGAUUACUUCUUUAAGUCCAUAGGCCAACUGGGCCAUUUGGCAACACAAUUUAUUGCAAAUCAAAAUGCUGUAAUAUAUGUUAAAGACCAGAUAUUAAAAAUUACCAAUGCAGGGUGUCCGCGAGGGAAAAUCAUUCUGAUUUUAAUAUGUUGAUACGGUCAUACAUGGUUUUAGUUCUGCAAUGUGUAUCACCUGCCACAUUGUUGAGCAAAUCCAACCCCCCCCCCCCCAUCCCCCAACAACCAUAUGCUGAAAUCUUUAUAUUUUGGUUUCCCAUAACCUUAUCUUUAGGGGAUUACUUCUUUAUUUAAAGUUAUUUUGAUAAAAUUUAAACCACACUUUGAUCUAAACAAUGAUAUAUAGAUUUAAUUAAAAAUUUUCAUACAUUGAGAAACACAAUAUUCUUUACUGUUUAUUUUGAUAGCUUAUCGUUUUAUAAAUUCUGACAAAAAAACAAACAAAAGUCAACAGUUUAAUUACUUUCCAUUCAUUGUUGUUCUCUCCCAGAUUUUUAAAAAGAAAUAAUGUAAGUAUUUGUCCAUUUUCUAAUAUUUUAAGCUAUUUGAAGUCCUCCUCCAGCUUGUACAUGAUUACUUUUGAAUCUCCCCAGAUUCCACAAUGUUGUCAUUGGUGGCGUGCUGCAAAAAAUACCAGCAAACACAGUAAUGUUACACUCAUGUAUAGUCCAGUAGAUUGACAUAUAGAAUCAUUAUUCCUAAGAUUUUAAAUACAUUUUUGAGUUGCUUUGCUUUUUUUAAAUAGUCUAAACUUAUACAGAAUAGCAAAAAGAAACUAGGAUAUCCAUGUCUAAUGGAUGUCAAAUUACAUUUUUUUGCCACUAGUGGAUGUGAUCUGUAAUCAACCCAAAGGUUUUUCUGUUCAAAAAAAAAAAUUAAUUCCAAAAGUUAUUAUGAUGGUUAAAAAGGAUUUUUUUGCCUACUGUAAUGUUUAAAUAACUCAGCGCUUUUACUAUACCAGUUGUGGACACAAUUUUGUUUCUUCAAAAAAAAGAAGCUCUCUCUCCCCAAGUUAUUUAAUGCUCUUACCAAAUGUCUUAGAGAUAGUUUAAUUACUCUGCAUUUGUCCCGUGUGUAGUCAUGGUUACUAUUGAUUUAGAUAUUUGAACAUCUCAAACCUAGUUAUGAUCUUUGAUGGUGGCAUGAGAUAAUUAAAAAAAUACACUUCAAGUUUAAAUGUUACAAUUGAAAGAAAAAAGCUGGAGCUUGAAGUAUCUCUCUCUCUCUCUCUCUCUCUCUCUCUCUCUCUCUCUCUCUCUGCAAAUGUGUCUAUUUGGCUAUUCCAGUAAAUUUCAUUGUUUUUAUCUCUAUUAUGUUGACAGUCACCUCCAGUGAAACUCAGAGGUAAAUCUACCACCAAAACCAAACUAGGUAGGUCAUCUGGACACAAAUUUUAAUUCCAGUAGUAAAAUGUCUGUAUUUAGUAUAUCUAUGCCUUUCUGGGCAAAGAUCUGCCAAUCUUUAUAUUUGUAUUUGUAAACUAAACAUAUUUUGUUUUAUCUACACCAAUUGUUUGUCUCUAAUUAAUCUACUUUAAACCUUUAUCACAGUCCAACACUCUUAUAAUUAGUAUAUUAAGUAAAAGUUAAGUGUUUGACCAUGACAGAUUAAUCUUUUGGAUACUUUUUUUAUCUGAUUUUUUCUUUUCUUUUAAGGAAAACAUUUAUGUGAAGUCCUGACCAUGUAUUUUUAAUGUUGUGUAUGUGCAGAUCGACGAAUUUCCUGUAAAGAUUUGGGAAAAGGAGAAUGUGAAGGCUGGUUGUAUAAGAAAAAACAAAAAUCUGGGACUUUGUCUAAACAUUGGGAUAAACGCUGGUGCGUGCUAAAAGAUGGCCACCUCUUCUAUUACAAGCAUAAAGAUGUAAGUGUUAGUGAGUGAGUGCAAGGUUCAAACUUGGGAUGGAUGCUAGAAUGUGUUAUGUGAGUGCAAGGUUCAAACUUGGGAUGGAUGCUAGAAUGUGUUAUGUGAGUGCAAGGUUCAAACUUGGGAUGGAUGCUAGAAUGUGUUAUGUGAGUGCAAGGUUCAAACUUGGGAUGGAUGCUAGAAUGUGUUAUGUGACUGCAAGGUUCAAACUUGAGAUGGAUACUAGAAUGUGUUAGUGAGUGACUGUAGGGCUGAAGCUUGGGAUGGCUACAACAAUGUGUUGAUGACUGCAUGGUCUCAAUCUUGAGAUGGAUGCUAGAAUGUGUUAUGUGAGUGCAAGGUUCAAACUUGGAUGGAUGCUAGAAUGUGUUAUGUGAUUGCAAGGUUCAAUCUUGGGAUGGAUGCUAGAAUGUGUUAUGUGAUUGCAAGGUUCAAUCUUGGGAUGGAUGCUAAAAUGUGUUAUGUGACUGCAAGGUUCAAAUUGGGAUGGAUACUAGAAUGUGUUAGUGAGUGACUGUAGGGCUGAAGCUUGAGAUGGCUACAACAAUGUGUUGAUGAUUGCAUGGUCUCAAACUUGGGAUGGAUACUAGAAUGUCUUAGGGACUCAAAGGUCUCAAACUUGGGAUGGAAACCAAACAAAUAGAUUUUAUUUUACUUCAUCAAUCUAUUUAUUCACUAGGAGAUAAUUUUAAUAGUUAAUUUUUAUGGGCAUUUAUUAUGUUCUGAACACAUUAGUUAUUACAAAAAUGAGCAUCCACAUUUCAAAGAAACAGGCGCCUCUUAAAAUGGUCUCACAAGUUAGUGACAGUACACACCCAAACAAAAAAAAAAAAAGGAUUAAUAUUUACGGAACUUAAUUUUUUUUAUUGUUUCAUGGGGGAAUUAAGUUAGGCGAUAAAUGUAGAUAUAGUUUGGUGAAGAAUUUAGGCCAAUUUUGGUGAUGAAUGUAAGUUAUUCUAUUAUUUUAGCCCAAAGUUUGAUGACCACUAAGAGUCAGAGUUUGAAUAGCAUUUUUUGUUUUUUUUACUUCCUUCAAAAAAAUCAAGGAUCAGAAAGCAGAAGGUGUGAUUGUAUUGCCAGCAUUUUUUGUGUCUCCAGCCCCAAAUUUAAAAACAAAGAAAUUGUAAGUGAUCUAAUUUAGUUACUAUGUCAAAUAUAUUUAUUUCAACCAAUAUUACCCCCAAAAAUGUCAGUUUCAAAGCAUUCACAGAACUUAAACUUUUUGUAGAAAUAUUUUACGUUAGGAGAAAUUACCUCUAAUAUUUAAAUACAAUUAAUUUUAAAAAAUUACAUUGAAUUGGCAAAUCAAAUUAUGUGGCAAAGCUUAAAUUGUCUGAAAAUGCUUAACUUUUAAUUGAAAAGGUUUAUGGACAUUCUUUUAACAUUUCUGAAAAAAUUUGUUAAGCUUAUAAUUGUUUCUUAUAUAUUUAUAUAUAUAUGUAUAUCAUUCAUGUUUCUGUGACAUCUUUUUCUAAUUGAAUGAAAAUAAUUGUUUUAAAUUCAAAAUAUGCAUGUAUGUUUUUGCCUUGUUCAAAUAAGAUAUUAUUAUUAAAAAAUGUGUAUCCUAUUAAAAUGGUAACCUCAUUUCUUUUGCUAUAUCCAAGAGUUUAUAGGUAAGCUUUAAACAAAGAAAAAAACGUUGCCAUUUGUUAUGCUUUUUUACUUUAUGUGGCUUUUGGAGACUCAAGGAUAAAUUCUUAACAUGUUUCAGAAACGUACGCUACAUAUCUUACAGUGAGAUAAAUAAAUAUUUCAACUCAAUUGAGAUAAACUAAUAUAUAACAUCAAUAAUUUUAAAUUAAACCAAUGUUUUAGGCCAGAAUGGCUAUUCCUUAUCCACUUCUAGUAAAAGAUCUUAAAAAUGACAGACAGUGGGAAGGAAAUAACAGACAAAGUGGAACCAUUGCAUGAUAUCAAAAUAUUUAAGUUUUCAUUAAAAUGUUCAAGUAUGUUAUAAUUGAAUUAUUAUAUAAAAAAAAAAAAACUUUGAUGAGGGGGAUACACAUCUAGAUGCCCAAUUAUAAUUACACUUCUAGAAUAAAUGGAAUUAGUUGUUUGUUGUAUUCUUUUAAUCAGCAGGCAAUCAACACUUGGCUAUUUUCUUCAGUUUCUCUGCACCUUGUUUGCUCAUGUACAGUGCCCUACAUGUUUUUUUUGCUUAACUGCUCUGAAUUUUUUGUUGCAUUUUAUUUCUAAAUAAUUACAGGUGACAAUCAUUAGUUGUUAUUUUGUCAGCUUCAUUAUUUUUUUUGACAUUAUGAAGAAAAGAUUUUGGGCAGUGGAAAAUUGUAUCAGUAUUUUGUAUAUACUUUUGUAUUUUUUUUUUGUGUCACACCAAUUACGGUAAGGUGGAAAUCUUUACUUUUGCUCAGUGGCUCCAUUAGUUUUAAAGAUUUUUGGUAUAAUUUUUAUGUAUGGGGGAGGGGGGGAGGGAGAUAAAUGACAUAUAAAGUAGAGCAUCAAUUUUCCAAAUGCGGGUCACCGGUACUGCCCUUAUCUAUUUUUAAUAUUAUUGUCAUACCCAAUGCACAUUGCAUGGCGCAUAGGUGUACAAACAGAAAAUGAUUCAGACCCACAAUCCAUGAAAAAUCUUGAUUUGUUAUUUUUAAAUGCGAUAAUGUGAUCUGCAAAUUUGUAAAUUAAUAUAUAUCACAGAAUACUAAAUCACCAUACAUGUAUGAAGUAAUAAUAUAUUGUAUUCUAUGUACUAAAUUCUCUAGUCCAACCUUUCUGUGAGAUGUUUCGGUUAUCCGAAUCCACCCCUUUUCCAAAUUAGUCUGGAUUAUUGAAUUUCUAUUGGAUUACCUUGAAGCUUAUUACCAUAAAACAAUUUCUAUUUCCUCAAGUUUGGGAAGUAUGCUUUAAUUCAAAUCUUGCUUAGUGGUUUAAGGACUAUUUUUUCUCAUGUAAUGUAUUUUUGUUGUUUCAGCAAUAACAUGCAUCUUGACAUAUUUGGUUGAAUAAUGUUCUAUUAAAUGUUUGUUUCUAUAUGUUUUGGCCUAUACUGGUAUUUUAACUUGUUAUACUUUGGUAAGAACUUAUUUAGAUUUUAAAAAAUAGAAAAGCCUUGAAACCAAUAUUACAAGCACUAAAUCUCAAUCAUUAAUGUAAUUUUGUUAUUUUCAUUUACAGCCCAUUUGUUGACAGUGAUUUUCUACUUUUUAUUUUUUUAAUUGUCAUUGUAGUUGCUUUUGCUGUUAUUAUUUUUCUUACCAAGUCAAUUGUCUUUUGUAUCUUAAAUACAUCAAAUUUUAAUUUCAAUGUCUAAUUUCACGAGUGCUAAAGAUGAAAUGUGUCCAAAUCACAACUGUCUCCACUAUACUGAUUUAAUCAUAAUUUUUUGAUUUCCUUAAUGUCAAAGAUUCUGAAUGUAUCAGUACUUUAACUUUAAUCAUGUAUCUUACAUUCAGAUCGAGAUUUAAGUGUUGGCAGGAAUACUAAUUUAUAUUUGGACUAUUUUGGUUGGCUCAACUAGAUAAAAAAUUUAAUUUAGUAAAUACAAUAAACUUCUUGUUCAGUUUUUUCAAUUUCAUAAAAUCAUCUUUGGAGCUACACGGCAAGGGAUAGUGUGCCAGAAAAUCACAGGCUUGAGUGCCUUGAGAUGUUAGACAACAGGCUUGAGUGCCUUGAGAUGUUAGACAACAGGCUUGAGUGUCUUGAGAUGCUAGACAACAGGCUUGAGUGCCUUGAGAUGCUAGACUACAGGCUUGAGUGCUUUGAGAUGCUAGACAACAGGCUUGAGUGCCUUGAGAUGUUAGACAACAGGCUUGAGUGCCUUGAGAUGCUAGACAACAGGCUUGAGUGCCUUGAGACCUCUAUUCUAGAUUUUCAAAUCUUACCCUCUAGUUAGUCUUUUUUAAUGAUUUAAUUUAUUUUAACAAGGAUUUCAGAAUUUUUUUUUUUUUACCACUACAGUGCUUUCAAAAUUCACAAUGGAGGGACAGCCUUUUACUUUGCCUCUGAGAGGCAGGAUGAUAUGGGAAAGUAAGUUUUAAAAGCAUGUAUUUUGCAGGGUAACCUAAAUCAAAAGUAUUUAUAACUCACUUUCAAAGUUUAUAUACUGAAUUCUACAUUAUUUGACUAACACUGAUGAUAAUACAAUACUCCCAUUUAAGGCUAAUUUUUAUUUUAAAUAAGGAGAGUGUCCAAAUUUUUUUUUGGAUGAAUCUCAUAGGUGGAUGAACAAAAUGGGCCUUGCUGCAAUAAAUUACAAAACUGAAGUCAAGCAAGAAGGCACAACAUCAACUGGUGUGACCAUAAAGCCAGAGAAAGCAUCAGCAUUAGCAACAGAAAACAAACGCAAGUCGAUGCCUUUAAAACUAUUUCACUCACAGGAGUCAUGAUAGAGCUAAAAUACUGGUCCUUGAACUUUCUUUAAGACUUAAUACAUUAGUGAUAGCUAGUAAAUUAAAUAUUUACUUUUGUUUGAGAAGCUGCCAAAAUUAUGUGACGUAAAGAAAUAUUGCACUGAAUACCUAGAUAACAUGUAAACAAUUUUUUUUUUAAAUGGCGCUUUAAAAAGCUUUUUAAAAGAUAUAUCUAUAUGUGAAUAUUAAAAGUUGCUGCCAAAGUAACAAUAAAAUUUGUAAAAAUUAGGCUCUGGUAUUUAAUGAACAUAAAGGAUUUCAUGUUCAUUUUUUCCCCAUAGCUCUUAAAGCUAGAUAAAUUAAUCAUGUUUCUGAGUGUUUGUUGUAUCACAGACUUCUCACAAGAAAAACUCUAUAAUUUCCUUCAUUUCCAUGAAAUAUCUUUAGUAAAGGAAAUGGCUUUUCCUCUAUUUCAUGUCAUGUACAAGAAUGCAAAGCAAACAAUUAAAUAUCUUCACUAUUUAAUAAAUGCCAGCAAAUAAAAUUAUCUAUAAUUAUCUAUAAUAUAUAGAAUAGCUUAUUUAAAAAUCAGUUAUAUUGCAAAAUCUUUCUUAACUGAGCUUUUAAGUAGCUUUCACAAUGUGAAUGUCAGUAAGAAACGCUUUCAUCCAUUUUUGGUUCAAAAGACAAAUGACACAACUCUUCUUGAUAGAUGUCUACUAUAGUGAAAGUGAAGGUGAUGAGGAUGAUCUCAGCAGGAAAUGGGAAGGAAGCACUGCAUCCAUCAACAGUAUCAACAGCUCACCAAUGUCAUCACCAGUUUUGAAAAGGUUCAACCUGGAACAAGUUCAAAGUUAGUUGCCUUGCUAAAACCACUUUUAGUUUUCGAAUACAGUAAUUUAUACACGGUCGUCCCUCAUUUAUUGCCGGGGUUACCGAGUUCCAGACUCUACCGUGACAUGUGAAUAUCCCCGAAGUAGGAUUCUCUAUUUAUAAAUCUAAUUUUUUGUAGUUGAAGACUUAAUUAGAAAAAUAUAUAAACACUAGUUAUAGCCUGUCAACCAAUGGCGCCCUCAAUGCAUGGACUUCCUAUAAUUAGUUACUAGAAAAAACAUGCAUACAAGUAACACACUUUCUGUACAUCCCAAUUAGUGCUACCCCUUACCCCCUCCCGGUAUUUUAAAGAUAAUUUUUUUCAAACCCUUGAAAUAUGUUAAUAUUCUAAUGUCACACCCCUUUGUAGUUUUAUUAUACCAUAUUUAAAUUGAGACUAUUUCCUACAACAAAAGAAAAUAUUUGAUGCACCAAACGCGUCUGGGCUAUUUUUAAGAAUCUCAUUUAGCACAGUUAUCUGUAAUUUCAUUUUGCACCCAAUUGAACUCACCAUUACACCAGACCUACUUGGAUAAUUCUAUUGAUUGAUAUGGAAAAAACUUCACUGAUCCACAAAUAUUCUCCAGAAUCUGUAGGGGCAAGCACCGAAGAGCUUCAUGCCAUGCUGAGGUCCAUAGAGAACCAGGACCUGACCAUUGAUGGUAAGAACAAGAUCAAGCAGAGACAGAGUCAGAUCACACCUUUGAUUAACUUGCAUGAAGUGGCUGAUCCUGCUGAACUGGAACGUAUGAGGAAAUUACAUUCCUUACAGAGGACUCUUAAGGUCAGAUGCUGGUUAAAAUGUCAGUUUCAUGAGAUACAAAUGGGUGGAAAAUAAAAUGUACUUAAAUAAAACAAGUCAACAAGCCACAAAGUAACUUCUCUCAGGUGUCAGUUAUCAAAGUUGUGAUUUAAUAACACACAUACCCCCCCCCCUUUUUUUUUUUCUUCAGAAAUUUUACAAAUCUUAUUGAUGAAAUGUAUUUGUGUGAACUGAAAUACUUGUUGGUCCCAUUCAUAAAUAAAAAAACAAACCUUUAAAAUAUAUAUAUUUUUAUAUCAAUCUAAUAUUAAAUUGUAGCAAAAUAGUAGACCUAAAUAUUAAUAAAUGAUCAGUAGUAACAGCUGUAACUAAUAAUGACCUCCUUUUUGCACCUGUUGGUAUUAAGAGACAUAAAUUUGAUUGCCAGUAUAUAGAAUGUCACAUCAUUUAUUUUAAAGCAUCACAAAGCUUUACAGCUUUACCUCAAUUGAUCUUUCAAUCAUUCAGGCUAAGGAAAUGGAACUUAAACAGAUUGAAUCACUGAUGAGCAAGCAAGGUGUUUCUCCUUCAGAGCUGCGGGAUUUUAUAGAAACUCACAGCCUUGACAUUCAACCAAAGUGAGAUGUAACACUGACAAGGCAUUUAGGUAGAGCUAACCAAUCCUGGGAUGGUUCAAGCUCCUUUUAACACAGCUCAAAUCUUCAGAAAAAAGCCCUCUAAGCAUUUCAUUUGUUAUUGCAUGCAUUACAAUUUUGAAGCGGCUGUAAUGGGGAGACAUGCUGUAUAAAACAUUGCAAGGAACUCAUAAUUAAUGAUCUGCUUGACUCUGUGGUUCAUAAACUUCCAGUCACAUUUUUUGUCAGCACCACCCUUGACUUGAUUCAUUAGUGGCUGUUGCUAUCACAGUUAAAUCAAAUAUUGUAAAUGGAUUUUACAGCUGGAUCUGUGACCCCUGAAAUAUUAUGUUUAUGAUUUUGGAGAUGAGAAAUCUGUACCACACAAUGUUUGUGUGUCCAUGCACUGCAUGAUGUAUCGCCUCUCUCAGUCUCAGAAUUGUUCAUCAUUAAUCCCCAAGUCUGAAGUGUUUAUCAGUAUCAUAAUGACCUGCAUCAUAUUUCUUGUUGUGCACUCAGUCUCAUCAUUAAACAUGCAAAUGCAUUAUAAAAAAAGAUGUUUAUGAUAGAACUCACCAGCUAUGAAAUAUCAAGUACAUUGAGCUGUGCUAAAGUACUAAUCUUGUUCACAUGUAACUAACUUGUUAAAUCAUGGACUUUAAUAAAUUUGUGUUUCAUGUCUGUUCUUAAAAUGGGUACAUUUGAAUUAUAAGAACUAUUUGACAAUUUUAAGGCCUGGUGUUGAAUAUACAAAAAAUAUGUGUUUUUUUAAUUUAAUUUUUUUUUAAAAUUAUGAAUACCGUACCUGUAAACUGUAAUAAUAUUUAUUGUUUGAAACAUAAAAUGGAUUAUGUUAUUAAUACUUUUAAUUUAUAUUUCUAGUAUUAUAUGCUCCUUGUAAAGACAGUCCAUGAUGUUAGUUGGUGUAAAUAUAUUAUUUCUGAGGCCUUUUAAGUCUUUUACUAUUAUGUUAAACUUCACCUGACUUACACUAGAAAGCUGUGAUAGUUAUAUGAUGGCCCCCUAAAUAAUCUAAAAAGUUUGGAAAAGUUUUCUGUAAGUGAACAGUGGUUAUUUAUGGUCAUUUUUUCAUUUUGAUAUUUGACAGUUGUUAGUAAGGGAAUUAUGAGACAGUAGGUUAUGAAUAAUUUCUUUCCAAUGGAGGAAACAAAGAAUUGUAUGGUUCAGUAUUGCAAUGUUUUUUUUUUCUUUUAAUUUACCAAGGUUUCUUCAUUGUAAUUUAAUGUAAUAGACUUGGUUUCAGGUGUAAAAAAUUUGCCUGUAACCACUUCAGUCAAGGUGCAAUAAAACUACAUGUUUGGCUACGAUUAAAAUGUUACUGUUACAUUUUUGCUUUGAAUAGUUCAUGGAUGCAAAUAACUGCUAACAAUGCAUGUAAAUAUUCUAAAAGCUUUUUAAAAUUCUUUUUGGAGCGAACAGCUCCAAUUUUGAUUUUAUUUCAAAAGGAGUAAAUGCAUUUUUUCUCAGAAAAUAACAUCUC
This is a messenger RNA of Lymnaea stagnalis (great pond snail), 41993 nucleotides long. The record is from the annotation of a GenBank genome assembly. Lineage: Eukaryota; Metazoa; Mollusca; Gastropoda; Lymnaeidae.